AUGGCCACAGAAUCUAUCAACGACGCUGGCUACGACAGCAUGCCCUCUCUAACGACCGACACAUCCUCUAGUAGCCUCCCCAAAUCACCAACGAAAUCUGUCCCUCCGUCACCGCCUCCGCCCCCUCCGAUGCCAUACCGCUCGCGAGCGCAAUCCCCAAAGACAGCCCAAGAACCAAACCACCCAUCUUACACGUCCCAGGAAUGCAAAAGCGCCCCUCUAAACCGGUUGACCUCGGGCUACACGUCAGACCGUCACGGUGCUCCCGAGCCGUGCGUCUUCCGCAAAGUCUACUACUUCUUCUUCUUCUUCUACGGCACACUGCGAGACCCCAAAACCCUGUCGCAUACCCUGGGAAACCCCCAUCGGAUCCUCAUCCCUCCGGCCUGCCUCGGUCAUCGCCUACUCAUGUGA
This is a messenger RNA of Letharia columbiana, 414 nucleotides long. RefSeq lists its product as uncharacterized. The record is from RefSeq and is a predicted model, not a curated record. The coding region runs from base 1 to 414 and encodes 137 amino acids. Lineage: Eukaryota; Fungi; Ascomycota; Lecanoromycetes; Lecanorales; Parmeliaceae. The transcript has a single exon.